Sclerotinia borealis F-4128 is the source of this 1728-nucleotide messenger RNA. NCBI's taxonomy places the organism in Eukaryota, Fungi, Ascomycota, Leotiomycetes, Helotiales, Sclerotiniaceae. The record is from the annotation of a GenBank genome assembly.
AUGGCUUCAUUGAUUAUCUUCUUUGCCAUUUCGGCAUCUUUCGUUGCAGCAACACGACAUUCAUUACCGUAUGUUGCCGAUGUGCCAAUCACACGUUAUCCUAAAGCUAACAUCUCCACGACCACUAGCCACGGAGGAUAUUACAACUUCUUGAAUAUUCGAUGUGGAGAAGCUCCUAUUGGCCCACUACGUUUUUCCAGACCUGUUCCGCCGCGAACUGUCAAUCGGACUAUUAGUACCGGCCAAGAAGCAAGAACAUGUUAUCAAGCACAUCCUCUUUGGUUGAAUACGGCAUGGCAACGUAUUCAAGGCGUACCGUUAGAUGAGAUUAAGCCAAGCUCAUUUGAUAUCAACAACCCACCCUCGCAUGAUGCCAGUCAAUCUGAAGAUUGCUUAUUUCUCGAUGUUAUGGCAACUACUAAAAUCUUUGAUAAAAAUUCAAACACCGAGCCUUGCGAUGAAGGAUCGGGGGCCCCUGUUCUAGUUUGGAUUGAUGGAGGAGGUUUUACUGGCGGUUACAAACAUGAAACAAAUCCUGCAGGACUGAUCAAAAACUCAAUAAUACUGGGAGAAGAGUUUGUGUAUGUUUCUAUCAACUACCGACUUGGUCUUUAUGGCUUUCUUGGUGGACCAACUUUGAGAUCCAAUGGAGAUGCAAACGCAGGUCUACUUGAUCAACGACUAGCUUUAGAAUGGGUUCAAGAAUACAUACAUUUGUUUGGAGGUGAUCAGAAUCGAGUAACAGUCAUGGGUGAAUCAGCCGGAGGUGGUUCUAUACUACAUCAGAUUACAGCGUUUGGUGGAAUGCGAGGACCUCCACCUUUUCAACAAGCGAUUUUGCAGAGUCCAGGCUUUCAGCCAAAUCCUGGAAGCAUCCAGCAAGAAAAGAUAUUGUAUUAUGUCUUGAAUGAUGCAAGUAUAUUCUCAAACAGGUCUAUUACAACUAUUGACGACCUACGUUCACUCGAUGCUCGGACUUUGGCUAAAGUUAAUGAUUUUAUCGUUGCAAAUUCUUAUUACGGCCUGUACACCUUUGGUCCAACUGUAGAUGGACACUUCGUACCUGCACUCCCCGGUCAGAUACUAGCGGAUAAGAAAUUUCAUACUUCGUUGGCACUAAUGAUAGGGAGGAAUGAUCAAGAAGGUGUUCUAUUCACUUCACCGUACAUUUCCACCAAAGAAGAAUACAUCUACAACGUCAAGUGGUUCUUCCCAGACGCCCCAUCAAACACCAUCGAUCACAUAGUCUCUCUCUAUCCCGAUCAACUUGAUGGAUCGUAUGGUUACACGAAUGAAAUGUUACGAGCAGCUGUCACCAGUGCUGAAUCAUGUUUUACCUGCAAUACAAGAUACUUGAAUGCCAAAGUACGAAACAACUCAUAUGUCUAUUCAUUCAAUGUGCCUCCGGCGCUACACGCAGAGGAUGUCGGAUAUACAUUCUAUAAUGGUCCUGGAAGUCUCACUUGGGAUGGGAAGCCUGUGUUUGGAGGAGCUGCACUCUCUUUGCAGGAUUAUAUCGUCAACUUUGUGGCAACUGGUACACCAAACGGCAGAAGAGUUCCCGAAUUUCCACUUUACGGUGAUGAAUCGAAUGUUCUCAGUAUCAACUCAUCAUUUUUGGGAACUGUCUCUAUUGAUCCUGUCGGUAUCAACGGGAACACCUUUCAGGUCUACGAUGGUAGAAAGCCCGACGGGUGUUCAGUAUUAAUACUUUAUAAAACUUAUUGA